Molecule: messenger RNA, 240 nt
Organism: Lasiodiplodia theobromae
Lineage: Eukaryota; Fungi; Ascomycota; Dothideomycetes; Botryosphaeriales; Botryosphaeriaceae
Product: tRNA-dihydrouridine synthase
Exons: 5
Coding region: 1-240 (79 amino acids)
Cellular component (GO): mitochondrial intermembrane space
Source: RefSeq, a predicted model, not a curated record
AUGGCCAACCUAGAAAAGGACCUCAAGACGAAUCCGCCGUGCCAUCCCCGAGCAUGCGCCAUACAAGAUUGCCUGCAGAAGUCGGGCUACAAGGAAGAGAAGUGCCAGCAACAGAUUGACGCGCUGUACGAGUGCUGCAACGCGUUCUACCAGAGAAACGGCGAUGACGCAAGCUGCGUGAGCUGCCCGAAAGCUUCUCUUCUAAGGUUGAAGAUGAAGCAACGUAGCGAAGGCAGGUAG